This is a messenger RNA of Phalaenopsis equestris, 1602 nucleotides long. Its product is annotated as probable serine/threonine-protein kinase PBL3. The transcript has 6 exons. Gene Ontology annotation, molecular function: ATP binding; protein kinase activity. NCBI's taxonomy places the organism in Eukaryota, Viridiplantae, Streptophyta, Magnoliopsida, Asparagales, Orchidaceae. Gene Ontology annotation, biological process: protein phosphorylation. The record is from RefSeq and is a predicted model, not a curated record. The coding region runs from base 290 to 1423 and encodes 377 amino acids.
UCAUCCGCUCGGUUGGUCAUGGCGUUCCAAACUUGCGCGCUGGGGAAUUGACCUAGUCUCCAGUAUUUUACAUCUUCGCUGGGCCAGGGAUUGAUCCCGGUGCCCUAAAUUUCUCGCCGUCUCUUAUCUGAAGGUCGCCGUGGUGGUGGAUUCAGCAUCCAGCCUUUUGACUGAUUUCCGCAGUCAAAAAAGAGGGCUCCCUCCCAUUUCAGCCGUUCAUAAUUUCCUUCUUCUUUUAUACUUGUUUGGGGUUGAUGGGUUCCUCUGCAACAGAGCGGUGGCGCCGCCGAUGGGAAACUGCGCCGGUAAAUCGGCCAAAUGCGCCAACUCUUCUUCACCCUUUACUUCGAAAAAUUCACUGCAAUGCAGUAAUACUUCCAGCUCAACGGCUUCAACCAAAACAACCACAAAUACCAUGCCUAGCUCUUUUCCAUCGUUCAAAAGUGAUAAAUCAUCACCUUCAGCGAGCCUAAAGUCGUUCUCCUUGAAUGAACUGAAAGCCGCAACUAAGAACUUUCGUUCAGAUUCUUAUCUUGGCGAAGGAGGAUUUGGAAUAGUUUUUAAAGGUUGGAUUGAUGAAAACUCAUUCGCUCCCACAAAACCUGGAGUUGGCAUUGUUGUCGCUAUCAAGAAACUUAAACGGGAAAGCUUUCAAGGCCACAAAGAAUGGCUUGCAGAAGUGACAUAUCUUGGCCAGCUUCGUCAUAAAAAUCUGGUGAAGCUCAUUGGUUACUGCUCAGAGUCUGACAAUAAACUUCUUGUCUAUGAAUACAUGCAGAGAGGGAGCUUGGAGAACCACCUCUUUAAAAGAGGGGCUCAGCAGAUAUCAUGGGUGAUGCGGGUUAACAUUGCAAUUGAUGUUGCUCAUGGAUUAUCUUUUCUGCAUGGCUUGGAGACACAAGUGAUAUAUCGAGAUUUGAAGGCAUCGAAUAUUCUACUCGACUCGGAUUUCAAUGCUAAACUCGCGGAUUUUGGCUUAGCGAGGAAUGGUCCUACUGGAGACAAGACUCAUGUUUCAACUAGGGUGGUGGGAACCAGAGGUUAUGCUGCGCCCGAAUAUGUCGCCACAGGUCACCUAUCUGUAAAGAGUGAUGUAUACAGCUUCGGAGUCGUGUUGUUAGAACUGCUUUCCGGAAGGCGAGCUCUGGACGAUGAGCGAGGAUCCGCCGAAGACACCCUCGUCGAGUGGGCGAAACCCUUUCUCGACGACAAGAGGAGAAUGCUGCGGAUCAUGGACACGAGGCUCGAAGGUCGUUAUUCGAAGAAAGGAGCUCAGACGAUAGCCGCACUUGCCUUGCAAUGCCUGGAUGAUGAUCCGAGAAAUCGGCCGAACAUGAACGAGGUUCUUCCCGCGCUCGAGGAGCUUCGAAUACCGUCGAAGGAACCAACCAAAAACCAAAUUUUUUCAAGAGAAGGAAGAUAGUGUGGGACUCAUAACUUGUUGAAGCUCUCUGCAACUUCUCUGGGCUGUAUGAUUGUACAGAAACAUGGAGGAAAUUGAUUGAGUUGGGGAAAAAAAAAAUGUCAUUUUGCUAUAUUUUACUUUUGUGGAAAUGAUGGUUUAAUGGAGUAAUGGUUUUUGUACAGAAAUUUUGAACUCUA